AUGGAAAAUAAUAAUAAUAAUAAUAAUAAUAAUAAUUUAAAUAAUAUAAGUAUAGAAAUAUUUUCACCGCAAAAAAGGUUACCAUUAAAACAUACAAUAUCACAGACAACUAAAAAUGAUAAUAAAAUAAAAAAAGAGAGUAAUUUAAAGAGUGAACAAAAUGAUAAAGAUAUGUUAAAUGUUGAUGAAAUAAAACAAGAAGAUGGAGUAGAUGGUGAUGAUGAUGAUGAAAUGGAUAAUGAAUUAUUUCAAAGUAAAAAAUUAGUAAUUACAGGUCAAACAAUAUCAAGAGAAGGUGAAUAUUUAAAAGGACAUGGCACAUUUAACGAUGGCAGUGGUAGUUUAGUAGCAUCAGUUUGUGGUACAUUAGAUAAAGUCGACAGAUUGGUGUCUGUAAAAGCAUUGAAAUCGCGUUACCACGGCGAAGUGGGCGACAUCAUCGUAGGUAGAAUCACAGAGAUCACAUCAAAGCGUUGGAAAGUCGACGUAAACUCACGUUUGGAUUACAUUCUAAUGUUGUCAGCCAUCAAUUUGCCAGGCGGCAUUCAAAGACGUCGUACAUCAGCCGACGAGCUACAAAUGAGAUCCUUCUUUGUUGAGAAUGAUUUAGUUUAUGCAGAGGUUCAAAUGGUGAUGGGCGAUGGUUCGGUGGCAAUUCACACUCGUAAUCAAAAGUAUGGUAAAUUGCAAAAUGGCCAUUUCACAAAGGUCAUCCCAUCAUUGAUUAAACGUUCCAAACAACAUUUCUAUAAUUUAGAAUGUGGUGUAGAUGUAAUUUUAGGUGUCAAUGGCUAUAUUUGGAUUGCAGAUUCUGAGCAACAAAAAAAUCAACAACAGUUCAUUCAAAAACAUGAAAAAGAACCAACUUUCGAUCCAAGUAUCCCUUUGAUAAUACCCGAUGAAAUUAAACAAGUCUCAAAGGAAUCAAGAGAUCGUAUUGCUCGUGUAAAAAAUUCAAUCUCUCUCUUGGAGAAAGGUUUCCUCUUAAUUCAUCAAAAAUCAAUUAUGAACGUUUAUAAAUUAUCUUUAAAAAUGAAAUUACAAUCAAAAGAUUUAUUACACCCACAAUAUAUUAAACAAAUUUUAACUGUUUUAUCGACAACUGAUUAUGAUAAUGAUGAUAAUAAUGAAAAUGAUCAAUAA
Messenger RNA from Dictyostelium discoideum AX4, 1143 nucleotides. RefSeq lists its product as hypothetical. The record is from RefSeq and is a predicted model, not a curated record. Lineage: Eukaryota; Evosea; Eumycetozoa; Dictyosteliales; Dictyosteliaceae. The transcript has a single exon. Gene Ontology annotation, cellular component: exosome (RNase complex); nucleus. Gene Ontology annotation, molecular function: RNA binding. The coding region runs from base 1 to 1143 and encodes 380 amino acids.